This is a messenger RNA of Mytilus trossulus (common blue mussel), 10457 nucleotides long. RefSeq names its product pecanex-like protein 1. Lineage: Eukaryota; Metazoa; Mollusca; Bivalvia; Mytilida; Mytilidae. The record is from RefSeq and is a predicted model, not a curated record. The coding region runs from base 147 to 6653 and encodes 2168 amino acids. Gene Ontology annotation, biological process: endoplasmic reticulum organization. Gene Ontology annotation, cellular component: endoplasmic reticulum; membrane. The transcript has 38 exons.
UUGAACGGUAUCAACAGAAAAUGGCUUCCAAUGUGAAAGCGAAAAUUGUUACUCACAGUUUUAAUGAGUUUUAGUCCCAAUUCUUGAAACAAUGACUUGAAAGAUGAAUGUACAAGCUUGACUUGCCCCAAAUUUAAAGACAUAUUAUGGGGUCUCAUGUGAUAGACAUCCUGCGGCAAGGAAUCUGGGCAUCAGUCACUGGAGGCUGGUUCUACGACCCUCAUCAAAGCAUCUUUUCCAAUACAUUUCAUUUGUAUCUAUGGAUGUCAUUACUUGUAUUCCCACUAAUUCUUCAUCUUACAUUGGAACCAUCUCUGGUAGUAUGGACAAUAUAUUGCUGUGUAAUAGGAGCUAUAUUCACCAUCAUCAAGAUAUUCAACUUUAGAAUACAUCAUAUGUUCGAUACUAGUGAAGUUAUAGAAGACAAAUCAGACAAAAAUGAAGAUGAAAACAAAGAAAACAAACCAGCAGUUGUUGGAUCUAGCAGUAAUUCGGUACCAGUACAGAUGUCCAUAGAAGGGGAGGCAAUAGAAAUGGCAACAAUACGACGAAUUGAUGAUAUAAAUAUUACUCCAUCUGAUCCUAGUAAUUCAAGUGAAGAGAAAAAUAGUCAGGUGGAAGUUAAUCUAAUCAAUAAACAAGGUAAAGGCAGCCAGGCUCCAUUGGCUGAACAUGAAACCGACAGUAUAGAUCAACAACAAGAGGAAUCAUUAAAACAAAAUCAUGACUUUGGAACAAUCAGUUCAAAAGAGGACAGUUCUGACAAAGAUUUAGCAGGAGGCAGUCAGAUAACUACAACAGCUCAUGUAGAAAUAAAUCAUCACAUUUCUGACGGCGAAUUAGAGGAUGGAGAAAUCAAAGCUGUCAAUCACAAACAUGAGGAUUCAGAUUCAGAUAUGUCUCCUCAUGGUAAACACAGAAUUAAAAAGAGACGUAAAGCUGUCAGACGAGCUCAGAGUGAUGUGGAAAGAGGUGAAUACUAUCGUGAAAGACCAAGACAAAACAGAUCUAACAUGUCACUUCCUCAAGGAACAAAAUUAUCGGAAGUAAAAAUUGAUAUUAAUGAUGAAAUUGCUAGUGGUAAUAUGUUUAGACCUAAAAGUGAGUGUAUCAUAAGACAAAGAAAACAUAGUAGACCAAAUUGUGAGAUGAUGAUUGUAGAAUUAGAGUCAAGUCCAAAACAUGCCAGGAGAGAUGAUAUCUCAGAAAAAAUGGAUGCUGAUGAUGAAACUGACAAACCAAAAUAUAGAAGAAGUAUGUCACAAGAUGGUGCAUUCAUGCCUUUUAAACCAAAAGCUUUUUCAGCAGGCUGUGGUUUAGACUUAAAAUCACAUUCAAUUAAAAAAGACACAAAAGACAGUAGUAAAACUAAGGACUGUGAAGAGGAACAAGGAAGUAAAAUAUCUAAAGACAAACAAUUAACAUCUAAAAAUAAACCGUCAAGUUCAAAUGAUGUACCAAAGAAAGAGAAAACAUAUAAAAAGAAAUCAAGACCUAAUAGUGCAGGUGAUAUCCAUAAAAUUCAUGCAGAUAAACUUGAGUCAGGAAAAAUUAGUAAACCUAAAGAUCUACCUUUAAGUCAUAAACAUUCACAGAAGGUGAAGGACACUGAUGGUGCUUCUCAGAAAAGUAGUACUGUUGGACUUGAUUGGUUGUUUAGUACUGACAGUGAUUCUGUUUCAUCUGGUGAAGUGGAAAUAGGUUCACGCAGAGAUCACUUUAUGUCUGAUACCUCAAGUACAAUGACUAAUGAAGGAGACAGUAUAAUUGAUACUAGUCCACAAUUUCCUGUGAAGUAUGAAGUCCUGAAAGAGACAGACACACCUACUCCAAGUACACCUAGUGCUGAUGAACUUGAAAUGGUGAGACAACAAGGUGCCAUGCAUAAGCGGCCUGACACACCUACUCCAAGUUCACCUAGUGCUGAUGAACUUGAAAUGAUGAGACAGCAAGGUGCCAUACCAAAGAGGCCAUCAGCUAGGCCACUUCCUCCCAUACCAAAACCUACACCUGCAGAUGAGAGCGCUGCAGGCAGUCCAUCUUCUGGAGAGUUACCAGAUCCUGAAGACUUCAGACGCAAGAUUAUGGAGAUACUGAGUGAUACAUCAGAUAAUCCAGAACAAAUGAAGAAACUUUUCAAAGUUGUUAUUGAAGCCAAAGGGAGAUCAGGCAGUAGAGAUGGUAACAGUCCUCGACGAGACAGAACUGCUAGUAAAAGUAAAUCUGACUGUGCAGAAGAUCCUACAGGAGAAAGUACACCAAGGUUAGGAGAACAUGAUAGAGGGUCAUCAGAUUCUAAAUCAGGGUCACCUACAGAAAGUUCUGCUCUUUUACCCUCUGUUAGUAUAGCUUCGGCAGCUUCAUCUCAGAUAAAAAGGCAUGGCAGUAAAAAAAGGGAGCGAGGAGUAGGAAAAUCAAGAAGACGUGUAAGGCGAAGUGGUUCACCACCAGGUAGUGUCAGAGACAGCAUUAAACAAUCAGGGAAGUUCCAUACUGCUUCAAAUCAUGAUGAUACAACUGAAGGAGCUCUUCAUUGGUUCCAAGAUGAAAAUGGUAAAUGGUUUUCCUAUAGCUUUGGAGAAAAUAGUUCAGGAUUAGCUUUUACCGCCAAUGAAACUCCUGUUGAUAAUAGUUUCUGGUCAGACAGUUGGAGUAAUACUUCUAGUGGAUCUGGCUCAACUGUGAUGAUUGAUUCAAAGACAGAAGAUAAAAAAGAUGAACCAGUGUUACAUGAACUUGAUCUUCCAGGAACAGUCACUCGUCAAACUAUCGAGGAACUUUUAAUGACAAGAAGAAGAAUGGCCGGUGCAGCAUGUGAUAGUUCUGCUGAUUCGGAUUCGUCAGGAAAAGCAAGCAUAAAAGAGCCAAAAAGAAACCAUUUCUACAAAUUCCAAUUUCUUCCAAAGAAAUAUUUAAAGAUCAGAUUUGACCGAUUAGCUUUAUUGGCAUUGUUAGACAGAAAUUUAACAACAAUAGAGAAUAGUAUAGCUGUGAUAAUAGCAGUGGCUGUUGGUGCUGUUGGGGCACUGGUGCUGUCUGCAAACUUUUAUUAUGAUUUCUGGGUCUUCAUGUUUUGUUUUGUUAUUGCUGGUUGUCAGUAUUCUGUUAUGAAGAGUGUACAACCAGAUGCUGCUUCUCCUACACAUGGGUAUAACAGAUUAGUUGUAUUCAGCCGUCCAUUUUAUUUCUGUGUAUGUUGUGGCCUUAUGUUGCUGCUGGACUAUGCACUUAGCUUUGCCUCACCUAACCCUGUAGAUGUUUAUGGUAUGCCAUUUGGAAUGGUAUCAUCUCUGAGGUUUACCAGAGAUCUACUUAAAGUAUUAGUUUUGUUUUUCCCUGUGAUUUUUACAGUAGGACUUCUGCCUCAAGUCAAUACAUUUCUUAUGUAUCUAUUUGAGCAGCUUGAUAUGCAUCUGUUUGGAGGUAAUGCCACAGUCAGCCUAGGAUCAUCAAUAUAUGUGUUUUGUAGAAGUAUAAUUGCAACAGCUUUUCUCUAUCCUUUCUGUUAUUUAGCUGCACAGGUGGGAACAUGUCAUGGUCAAUGUGAAGCAGAAUGUGCCCAGAAUGCAGUAUUUUCUAUUUUAUGUGCAAUGAUUGUUGCUGUCUCGUACCAUCUCAGUAGAGGUGCCAGUGAUCCAAGUGUCUUGUGGAUGCUUGUAAAAGAUUUGAUAUGUAGUAGUCAGAAAGAGGAUGAAGUUGACGAGAAAGAUCUUGAAGAUCCUUUACCAGAGAAACUAAAACAGUGUGUUAGUGAGAGGCUACAGUCAGAUUUGUUAAUUAGUUUGAUCAUUCUAGUCAUAGUAUUUGCUGUUCAUUUGAGUACAGCCUUUAGCAGUCUUCAGCCUGUUGUCAGUGAUAUUAUUUACUACAUGGCUGGUGGCCUUGGCUUUCUUAUCCAUUACAUUAUUCCACAACUACGUAAAGAAAUGCCAUGGCUAUGUUGUUCUCAUCCAGUACUGAAUAGUAGGGAGAGAAAUUUCUUUGAAGUAACUGCAUUACCAAUGAUUAUGUGGUUUGAGAAGAUGUAUGUUUGGAUGAGAUUUUUUGAGAGAAAUGUGAUGUACCCAGUUGUCUUUCUUUGUGCCUUGACAAGUUCAACACCAACCAUUAUGUGUAAAUUUGGAAAAUAUGUUGGACCAUUUUUAAUAAUAAUGUGUUCUCUAAAGUUGUUGAGAUUUGCCUUCUCCCAGACAUCAAAGCAGUAUCUAAUCAUGACAUUUACUGUGUUCUUCUUCAAGUAUGAUUACAGAGAUGCCUCAGAGACAUUCCUCAUAGAUUAUUUUUUUAUAUCUAUUGUAUUUGUUAAAUUCUGUGAUUUAUUAUUAAAGAUGAAGUUCAUUCUGACGUAUAUAGCUCCAUGGCAGAUCACAUGGGGAUCUGCUUUCCAUGCGUUUGCUCAACCAUUCAGUGUUCCACAUUCAGCCAUGUUAUUUUUACAAGCAGGUGUAUCUGCUUUCUUUUCUACACCAUUGAAUCCAUUCCUUGGUAGUGCUAUAUUUAUUACAUCAUAUGCUCGUCCAGUGAAAUUCUGGGAGAAAGAUUACAAUACAAAGAGAGUGGACCAUUCAAAUACAAGACUGUCAUCACAACUGGAAAGAAAUCCAGGUGCAGAUGACAAUAAUUUAAAUUCCAUAUUUUAUGAACAUUUAACAAGAUCACUACAGCACAGUUUGUGUGGUGAUUUAAUGAUGGGACGGUGGGGUAAUACAGAGCAGGGAGACUGUUUUAUAAUGGCAUCAGACUACCUCAAUGCACUGGUACAUGUUAUUGAAAUGGGAAAUGGACUUGUAACAUUCCAACUCAGAGGAUUAGAAUUUAGAGGAACAUACUGUCAACAACGAGAAGUAGAAGCAAUUACAGAAGGAGUUGAAGAUAAUGAAGGAUUUUGUUGUUGUGAACCUGGCCAUCUACCUCAUUUUCUCUCACUGAAUGCAGCUUUUAAUCAGCGAGGAUUAGCAUGGGAAGUUGUUGUGACUAAAUAUGUGUUAGAUGGAUACAGUAUAUCCGACAACAAUGCAGCGUCCAUGGUCCAGAGUUAUGAAACUAGAAAAAUUCUCAUUUCUUUUUACAUUAAGAGUAUUAUAUACUACACUGUGCGAUCACCACGACUUCAGGACUGGUUAGAAGGGGAGACAAUUCUUGAAGCUCUUCAGGCUACAACAGAAGAUAACUAUGUUGAUGUUGAUCCUAUUUUCUCCUAUUAUAUUGAUGAAGAUUAUGAUUCCAAGCUAAAAGGUGUAUCAAGAAACAAAUUUUGUUCUGUUUACCUUAAAUGGAUCAAAAAUUGUUAUGAAAGACGAGAUAAGGAACAAAUAAUAGUCAAAACAUCACCUGUUGUGUCCCUGUGUUACUGUCUGAGUCUUCUUGGAAGAAGAGCCCUAGGAACAGCAGCACAUAAUACCAUUUCUACAAGUGCUGAUUUAUUCCUAUUUGGCCUGCAUGCCUUGUUUAAAGGAGACUUUAGAAUCACUUCACCACAUGAUGAAUGGGUGUUUGCUGAUAUGGAACUUCUGAGGAGAGUUGUUGCCCCUGCAAUUAGAAUGGCUCUUAAACUUCACCAGGAUUGUUUCAUGUACACAGAUGAAUAUGAGGAUGAAUCCUUCCUAUAUACUGCCAUAAGUAACUACGAGAGUAAUCUAGUCAUAUCACAUGAAGCCGAUCCUCAGUGGAGAAAUGCUGUCUUAUCUAAUACACCAUCACUCUUAGCUCUCAGACAUGUAUUUGAUGAAGGUACUGAUGAGUACAAAGUUAUCAUGCUCAACAAAAAGUUUCUUACCUUUAGAGUUGUCAAGGUAAACAGAGAAUGUGUGAGGGGAUUGUGGGCAGGACAACAGCAAGAAUUAAUCUUUUUACGGAACAGGAAUCCAGAAAGAGGCAGUAUACAAAAUGCCAAGCAAGCAUUGCGGAACAUGAUCAACUCAUCUUGUGAUCAGCCUAUAGGUUACCCUAUUUAUGUAUCGCCAUUAACAACAUCAUAUUCUUCUACACAUAAUCAGCUAGCCAGUAUCAUUGGUGGAGAAUUUAUACUGGCAAAUGUUAAAAGCUUCUUCCAAAAUGUAUGGAAAAGGUUGAGACGACGAUGUGGUGCUUCCUGUGCAGGAAGUAGUUCUGGUUUCCAGGAAGAAAUGGCAUACUCAAUAGGUUGUUCUCAUGUUGGAGCAGCUUCUGCUUUAGGCACUGCAGGAAGUAUCAAAGAAGCCACAGUUAUUGGUACCCCAACAAAUCAACAAGACAUAGCUCUACAAACAUUAGGGAAUAGAGGGAGUUUGAUAUCUACAACAAGUUCCCUUGGUAAACCUAGUGCAUUGGCAGCAUUUGCUGGAGUGUUGACAGAAAUAAACUCAAAAGAAACAUUUAAUCAAAAAGUUAGAAUAAUGGAUCCAUCUUUAGUGUUCAUGAACAUUAAUCUUGGUAGACGUAUUGAUGUCCAAUGGCCGUGUGAAGAAUGGCGACUGAAUGGAGGCAGUAAUGCAUGGCAGGGCUGGCUUCCUGCUAAGGGCAUGGUGGGAAUAGUCGUACAUAAAUGGAUUCCUUGUCAUCGAGAAACUGUCAAAAGGUCUCAUGUGGACAAAGUCAUACUUUUAGUGCAAAUAGGUGACAAACAUGUUCCAAUUGCAGAUUCUGGGGUAAUGGAUCUUGGUGCUGAAGUUUGAUGAUUCCAGUGUCUUCAUAGUUAUUAUCAGUCUUAAAAAGAGUUUCCAUGAUAAGAGUCAGAGUGUAAUGAGAAUAUAUCCAUCGUGAAGGAAUGAACUUGUGUCCGUGGUAACAACUGAUUUAGUAGGGACUAAAAUAUUACCAUUUAUAUCAAGGGUAUAUUAUCGGACUAGUGUUCAAUGAAUACUACCAAGUAAUACCUUCAUCAAGAUUUAGGUAACUUACUUCAGGAAUGGUAUUAGAUAUGGACUUGACACAUAACACUGUCAACUAUGUUUUGAAUCGAUACCAUGUAAGAACCCUUAAUGACAACAGCUUAAUUACUACACAUUGUAACAAGAGUUUAGAGGCAAUUGGAAAGAAAAAAAAUAGAAAAGAUAUUCAAGAAGUAUUUUUCUACAGUUCUAUCUUUACACAGGUGCUGUAAGUUUUACAGACCAUUUAGAGGUAUAGUGUUUUAUCAUCUGUUAACAAUGGUGGGUCAUGUGUGUUAUGUGUAGAUUUGUAGAAAGUAAUGUCAGAGAGUUCACAUGGCCUUCAGAAUUCUUUUUCAUAUUAUGUUGCAGGUGUUUUAUAAAUCAAAAUUAAGAAUUUGAGAUUUGAAUUACCAUCAUCAUAAAUGGUCAGAUAUUGUAAUCAACAUGGUAGUGGGUUUGAAUAUUAAUGAAUAGCCAAAUUUAUGAAUAAUUUAUAUAAUAAACCAUGAAAACUUUGUAAAACUUAUAAUUGUUCAAGUGAAUUUUCCUUUUAAUUGUAAAUUAUUUUUUUCUCCGUUAGCUUUCAUGAUAUUUUUGAUAGUUUUGUAUCUCUAUGAAACAAAAGUCAAUUAAUCAGCCUUCAUGUUAAUUUUACAUUGUGUUAAUAUUACAACGGUCAGUGAAGCACAAUAUUCUUACUAUAAAAAAAUGAUAAACCACCCAGGGAGGGCUGUCAGAUAUUGCAUCUAUGGUGCCUUUCUUCAAAGAACCAUGCUACAAUUUUUUCUUUCAUUGCAAUGAUUGCAUAACCCAUUUUUGCAGUGCCUUUUCUUGGUACCAUGUUCUUUAACAUUAGAUAGUCUUUAGGAUUCAUCUAGCUUCAAUUUUUGUGAAGAUAUAACAAAUUGUACAUGUAAGACAUGUAUAAUUGCAAGCAUAACCAAAUCUACAUACAAACCCAAGUUUGUGUGACCAUGUAUUAUUGUUAUUUUUGUCUAUGUUGGCACUAUUUUCAGGGUUUAUUAUCAUGUUUAUGCUGCUUAUGAAGCAGAGUUUUUUUGUAAAUAUAUAAAUAAAUUUGAUAACUUGUACAUGAUUGGUGAUUUCAAAAUCAAAAAUAUGUGAUUUUGUGUAAAUGUAUGUAUUGUAAUUUUUAAACUAGCAAUUCUAUUCUGUGUUUUAACCAUUCUGUAUAUUUUGUGUAUUUUAGAAAUCGUGCCAUGUUUGUAUAUUUGGUCCUUCAGUAUAUAAUUCCAGUAACACAGAGUUGUUAUGAUUAUUGAUGUGAUAUCUGCUUUAUAUUUAAUCUAUGGUUUGCUUCAUGUCUUUAUGCAAUUUCAUUUUCAUUUCAGACAAAAAGAGAUGCAUAAAUUUCUAUUGUAUUUCUCCGCCAUUUUAUUUAUAGUAAUCUAUUGUUUAAUUGACUUUCCAAGAAGGUAGUGAUUAUUCUUUCAAGUUUUGAUACCAACUACUUAAUUUAAAAUGUGAAAAUGAAAUAGCUCAUAUUCGAUCAACAGUUACAUAUCAUGUGACAUAGGUAUCUGGUCAGUGCAUUCAUUCGAAAUUUUAACCUUUGAAUGAUUUGCUGCACCUCUGAGGACUGAAUAUGAUCUGUAUCAGAUCACUAAGUUAAUAAGUGCUAGAAAUCAUAAUCAGAUUUUCAAGAAAAUUUUGUUUUUUCUGUGUGUUUUAGGCCAUUUAUGCAAAAAUUGACAAUCAUUCAGUUUAACGGAUAAUUUAUAAAGAAUAUUCUACAUAUAACUGGACUUUUAUGGGUUCAAACCAUAUCAAUUAAAAAUGCAAUUUCUUUUCUUUAUUUCAAGUUUUUUAUUAAGCAGUGUUAUUUGACAUCACUUUAUAUAUAUAUAACUCGUCUAAACAUCAACCCAACAAUGUUAGAUCUGUAAAUUUGCUUUCGCAAAUUUUUGGUUCUUCCCCAUAUAUAUAGAGAGAGAGAUGUGUAUCUAUGUUCAGCCAACAUCUUUGAACGAGACGUUACACAUUUGUUAAUGAAUUCUCAUAUUAUCUCAUAUAUAACCAAAAUAUUUUUUUUCAGUUUUAUUUAACAUUCCUUAAAAAGAAAUCAUUUUCUCAUUAAUGUAGGUGUUAGUUAUUUCACACAGAACUCCACAACUUUUAUUUGCAGCAUGUAAAUCAUACUGCUCAAAUCAUAUACUGGUAGCUUAAUACAUACUUCAUGUUUUAUUUAAUUUGCAUAUUUUUAAAGAUUAUUUAAGAUUUUUUUAAAUGUACAAAUGUAAAUUGACGUACAUAUCAGAUUGUACAAAACAUUACCUUUUAUUGUUUGUAUGAAAUCAGAGAUUCUAUAUUUAUUAUAACAUGGUUCAUCAUAUAUCAUAAAGGAAGUAUGUGUAGAUAUUUUAUGGAUUAUUUUGGUAAAACAUCAUAAUUAUUGUACACCUGUCUACUAUGCAUGUCUUUUGCAUAAAUAUUAUUUUAAAUUGGUGCUUUUCAUGAAAAUUAAAUGAGCAAAAUUAAUUUUAGUUAAAGUGUUGGGUACCACCUUAACUGUUUUAUUGAAAAAAUCAGAUUUAUUUUUGGUAUCUGUAGUCUAGCAAAAUCAGGAAUUUUAAUUUCAGUGAAUUUCAUUGUUUGUAUUCAGUGAUUUACAUUUACUGUUUAGAGGCAGUACAAUUUUGUUUAAAAAAAAACAGAAGAAAAAUGAAAGCUUUACAAUUCCAAUUUUAAAGAGACAGAAUAAACUUCCAUAUUUAUUUAAAUGAAAAUAACACCUUGUGCCAUCAAUUAACCUACUAACUAAUCUAAUGGAGUUUUAGUAUAUAUUAAAAGCUAGUCGUGCUGCAAGAACUCUUCUUGUCUCAACUUUUAAACUUUUAAUGAUAUAGGAGUAAUUUUGAUUUGAUUCUUUUUCUAACUUUGUUUUAAAUGUUGUUUAAAAUAUAUUUAAAUUAUUAGUUACAGUUUGUUUUGUUUUUUAUUUUUUUAUGUCUGCAAAAUGUGCAAUUAGUAUUAUGUGUAUUUGUGUUUGUACAUGUGUAUUUUUAUUGAUAUAUGUGUAUUUGUGCAGGUAUGUUCGUGUUUUAUGUUUUGCUUAAAUAAUGGCAUACUUCAGACAUUUUUCACGUAGCAAUGGAGGCACCAGUUAUUUUUGAAACUAGAAUUAAUUGGAAGUAAAAACUAUUGAAAAAAUUGUUUUAUGGUGUUAAAAAAUAUUUUGUCAGUUAUUUUUAUGUAAUAGAUAACUGUUUACAAAGUUAAACCACAAGUUUAUUUCUUUUUUAUCAUAUAGUGCUCUGGAAACAUGUCUUUGCAGUAACAAUUGGAAGAGUUAUUUUUUAUUGUGCUGAUAGUCGAACACUUUUUGAAUCAUUUGCAAGUUUUAAGUGUGUAUGUUUUCUAUAGACUAGAUUCCUUAGUGUUUGAACAAAAAAUAAAAAUGUGUAGAAUUUUUACCAAAGUCAUUCCAUUCAUUGUGUAAUUUACAUAAUACAUGUAUAAGAAUGAUUAUAUUCUCAUGGUAUACUGUUAGAAUGUGGAAUAAAUGUGUAUGUAAUGAAAAUGAAAAGUGUCAACUUAAAGAUCAAAUAAAACAUUGAAAAAACAAUAAAUUAUUAUGAAAAAGUU